AUGCAACAAUCCAGCUCGCGACCAGACUCGUCCAUCUCAGCCAAGCUCCACAAGACCAUCGCCGACUACGGCAGUCUCCCCCUCGAAGGCACAGGCGCCGUCAAGGUCGACGACCAGAACCAGACACAAGAUCUGCAACCGACCCCGGACACCCUCCUCGCCAUGGUCCUCGACGCCCUGCUCAAAUCGACGCGCAUCUCGCACGACCUCGCGCAGAAGACACUCAGCGCGGUGAUCCGCGCCGGAUACCAUGACAUUGACACCCUGAGCGCAAGCACCUUCGACGACCGUGUCAGAGUGCUGUCCGAAGGGGGGUACAAUCGGUAUCGGGAGCAGACGGCGACGCGGCUGGGGGAGUUGGCGGAGUUGGUGGAGGAGAAGUACGACGGCGACCUAAACAACCUCCUCCACCAAACCUCCUGCCAGCGGGACCAGAUCCGGCGCCGGCUGAAAGAGAUCAACGGCAUGGGCGACCUCGCCGUGGAGCUGUUCUUCGACAACGCGCAGGCGGUGUGGCCGUGUCUGGCGCCGUUUGUCGACUCGCGCAGCCUGGCGACGGCGGAGGAGGUGGGCAUCGGUAGGGAUGUCGAUGCCAUGUACGCAGAGGUGGAUCGUGAUCCGGUCGAGAUGAGCAGGUUGGCGAGGGGGUUGUCGGAGGUGAGGUUGGAUAAGAGGCAGAGAGAGAUUGCGCAGGGGGUAUAG
Messenger RNA from Rasamsonia emersonii CBS 393.64, 702 nucleotides. RefSeq lists its product as uncharacterized. The record is from RefSeq and is a predicted model, not a curated record. Lineage: Eukaryota; Fungi; Ascomycota; Eurotiomycetes; Eurotiales; Trichocomaceae. Gene Ontology annotation, molecular function: catalytic activity. Bases 1 to 702 code for a protein of 233 amino acids. The transcript has 2 exons. Gene Ontology annotation, biological process: DNA repair.